AUGAAUAAAGUACUGAAAGCAGCAUGGUUUGCCACCAAAGUAGGCAUUGGUGGCGGAGUAGUGUACAUCACAAUCGACCAAGGGAUAUGGGGCAAUAGUCACCAGUCUUCUGCUGUAUAUGAUAGGUUGUAUGACAUCAUGCCAGGAACGAAGAAAGUAUCAGAAAAGUACUUAUUGCUGCCAAAACCAGAUGAUGUCAACGUAAACUUCAGAAGUUACUGGAACAGUGGUGUGUUUUACACAUUUGAUUUUGUUGCAAAUAUCCCACAAAAAAUUGGUAAUGUGAAGAAUAUGGUUGUAGGUUUUGUUUCUUCUAGUGCACAGUCUAGUUCCCCAGCUGACACCCCUAAACCAGAGGCCACUUCUAAAACAGAAGAGACUCCUGCAGAAGAAAAUAGUGCGGAACAUGCUGCUCCUGCAGAAACUGUUACCCCUCCUUCAGAUGCACCACAAUCUGAAGAGAAGGUUGAGUGAUAUUUAAGAGUUAUAAUAUGUUGUAUUUAUCGUAUUUCUAAUUUUCCAUCUUGUAUAUAGAGAAGUAAAUGAUAUGAAAAAAUU
This is a messenger RNA of Macrobrachium nipponense, 558 nucleotides long. RefSeq names its product MICOS complex subunit MIC13-like (gene QIL1). The transcript is spliced from 3 exons. The record is from RefSeq and is a predicted model, not a curated record. NCBI's taxonomy places the organism in Eukaryota, Metazoa, Arthropoda, Malacostraca, Decapoda, Palaemonidae. The coding region runs from base 1 to 474 and encodes 157 amino acids. Gene Ontology annotation, cellular component: mitochondrial crista junction; MICOS complex. Gene Ontology annotation, biological process: cristae formation.